Salvia hispanica is the source of this 1223-nucleotide messenger RNA. RefSeq names its product OVARIAN TUMOR DOMAIN-containing deubiquitinating enzyme 4. Gene Ontology annotation, molecular function: cysteine-type deubiquitinase activity. Gene Ontology annotation, cellular component: nucleus; cytosol. Gene Ontology annotation, biological process: endoplasmic reticulum unfolded protein response; protein deubiquitination; ERAD pathway. NCBI's taxonomy places the organism in Eukaryota, Viridiplantae, Streptophyta, Magnoliopsida, Lamiales, Lamiaceae. The record is from RefSeq and is a predicted model, not a curated record.
CCGGUCCAAACAAAAUACGACGUCGUUUACGGAGCUUCAAAGCUUGAGAAACCGAAGUUUGCUUGAAGCUUCUAUUUUCAUUUCAACAACAAUUCAGAAAGAUUCAAUGAUGGCUGUUUUCACUCCCAUCACAACAUGCACCAAGAGCAUUGUAUGCUUAGUUGGGAACGUGCAAAGACACACGAUUGUCCGUGUUUCUGAUGCGUUCCAGCACCCGUCGUGCUGUUGCUCCACCCUCAGCAAACACGCGGGACUAAAUCAUUUAACCAGCAAUACAAAGUCUAGUAGCUCUUUAGGAUGUCAUUCACUGACAUUUAAAGGCCCUGUUGGUCGUCGGGAUACCCGUGUCAACAUUUCAGCUGGUUACGGGGAUUUGAAUUUGAGGCUUUUGAUGCUCAAACGAGGCCAGGGCUCAAGUGUUAAAUGUAAAGUAGGGCCUUUUUCUUUGAGGCAACGCAGUGUGUCAGCCGGCCUUUUUAUUGGACUAAUGGUCUGUUUUUCGACUGCUCAACCUUCAUAUGCUGAGUCACAUGAGGGGAAUGAGAUGAGGCGAGAUUCUUGUGCCGGGGAUUCAAAUAGCAAGAACGUCCUGGCAGACUACACUGUGAUUGGUAUACCUGGAGACGGGAGAUGCUUGUUCCGUUCUGUUGCUCAUGGAGCUUGUAUCCGACUGGGAAAUCCAGCACCAAACGAGAACGCGCAAAGAGAACUAGCUGAUGAGUUAAGGGCUCGAGUGGCGGAUGAGUUUAUCAAGAGAAGAGAAGAAACAGAAUGGUUCAUAGAAGGUGAUUUUGAUAAAUACGUUUCACAAAUAAGGAAGCCUCAUUCUUGGGGAGGCGAACCUGAAUUAUUAAUGGCAUCUCAUGUCCUACAGAUGCCAAUCACUGUAUACAUGCGCGAUGAAGAUUCUGGCGGCUUGAUAUCUAUAGCCGAGUAUGGGCAAGAAUAUGGAAAAGAUGAUCCCAUUAGAGUUCUUUACCAUGGAUAUGGUCACUAUGAUGCUCUGCACCUUCCUGCUAAGAGAGGGGCAAGGCCUCGACUCUGAGACUCUUGCUCGAACGUGGUAGAUGGCCUUUUUUUGACCGGAACUUAUUAAGGGUUGAUGCCUCUAUAACGUCUUGGCUCAUAUAUGAGUUUCAUGUACACUAACAUUACUUAUCUUUAGGGAUAAUGGCCUCAAAUUUGACAAAAUUACUUAAAAAAAUAAAUAUUCUUUACUAUUA